Messenger RNA from Sesamum indicum (sesame), 994 nucleotides. Its product is annotated as patatin-like phospholipase domain protein. The record is from RefSeq and is a predicted model, not a curated record. Lineage: Eukaryota; Viridiplantae; Streptophyta; Magnoliopsida; Lamiales; Pedaliaceae.
CACCCCAUUCCUUUCUCCCCAAUCCCAUGAUGUAUGAUCCAGCAACUCCAUUCUCUCAUCAUACUCAUGCCGAUUGGGGUAGAUUGGCACAAACCCAUGAUCAGAGUUGCAGCAACGAGUAUAGUAAUGAUCAAGAACUUGUGGUUCAGUUUCGGCCAAACCAUAAUGAAGAAUUCUUGGAAAGUGAUGAUUCCGGCGUUUGCUCACCGCCUCUGUGGAAGAACAGCCCAUCUGAUCAGCCCCUCCUCAGCCACCAUAUCUACAGCUCUUUAUCACCAAACUCUAGAGUGCAAGCGAUAACUAGAGGGCAGAGGGAACUCAUGGAGAUGGUGAAAGACAUGCCUGAAUCAUCGUAUGAACUUUCAUUAAAAGAUCUUGUUGAGCAUCAUCACAGUGUGGAAUUAACUCAAACCCCUCAUCAGUUGGAAAGAGAAAAUCCUAAGAAUCAGAGUUUGCAGCGAGGGGGAGUCGUAAGAGUGAAGAGUCUGGAGAGAAAGAAUAUAAUAAUGAGAAGUGGGAGCUUUGAGAAUAAAGGGAUGUUUCUGAAUAUGGUGUUUCCAUUUUCUUUCAACUCCAAGAAAAAGAAGAGCUUUGCUAGUAAUAAUAAUAGUUGGAAAGUCUCUCCCAAGCCUGAGGUGGUAAAGGUUGGUGGUGAAAGGGAUUGGUGGAAGAAGAAAUUUACUGGCUCUAGUGAUAGUGAUAGUAGCAGAACAAGUAAUAAUAGUGGCAGCAGCGGCACCACUGAAAGCAGCGGCGGCAGCAGUAGCUGCCGGAGCAAUAGCGGCGGUGGCAGGAAAAAGAAUGGCUGCCGAACAUGUUGCUGGCCUUUUUUCUCCAGAAGAAAGAUAUCUGUAGAGUAAAUGAAGAUCCCCUUAGCCUGUGGGUAAGGCUAUACGCCUGUACUACUUGUAAAACACUCUGCCAGACUUUUUAAGAGUUAUAACAGAGUAUACAUCGAGAAAUAUCUAAGUAUUUGUGUAUUCAUCGAUUGUCA